Molecule: messenger RNA, 597 nt
Organism: Melozone crissalis (California towhee)
Lineage: Eukaryota; Metazoa; Chordata; Aves; Passeriformes; Passerellidae
Gene: RD3L
Product: RD3 like
Exons: 2
Coding region: 1-597 (198 amino acids)
Source: RefSeq, a predicted model, not a curated record
AUGCCACUUUUUGGCUGGAUGAAAUGGUCAAAAACUGAUUCCUUCAAAUCCACAAGAUGUCCUGGAUCAGAAGUAGUUACAAAAACCCUGCUGAGGGAGUUGAAAUGGCACCUAAAAGAGCGUGAAAGGUUAGUGCAAGAGAUUGAAAAUGAACAAAAAGUCCAGAAACCUGGCAUGGAUUACAACUGGCUCAAGAACUACCAAAACCCUCAAGCAACAAUUCCAGCUACUGAGCAACGGCAGCUUGAAGUCCUGUGCUCUCAAAUCCAGCCCUGCCAAACAGGAACUGUUCUCAGCAGAUUUCGGGAAGUUUUGGCAGAAAAUGAUGUUUUACCGUGGGAAAUAGUCUACAUAUUCAAGCAAGUUUUAAAAGAUUUUCUUACCACCAUUGAGAGAGAAAACCAAGCAGAGCAGCUGGUAGAUGCAUGGAAUACAAAUUGCCCUGAACAUUUCAGUCUGCGUGGUGACAGCUCCAACAAGUCGGACAAAGAUGAAAUCCCCACGGUCUCGAGUUAUGUCGACAAAAACACACAAAGCAUGUUUCCCACCUUCUCCCACAGAAUCUGGAAUCUACCCUACUACUACCCAUCAAGUUAA